UCCGUCCGUCCGGGACAAAAUGUCUGCGAGGAGCGGGGAAGCGAGGGGCGACCAUCGCGGCGUCCGGACACUGCAGAAGGAAUGAAGAAUGAAAAGGCCCUGAAGAUCACCAUGGAAGACAGGUGGCCUGAUGACCCUGCAGAACAGGGAGGCCCCUGUCCUGUGCCCGCGGGGCCAUCAUACUCCGAGGCCUGGGGCUACUUCCAUCUGGACCCGGCUCAGCCUAGGCACCUGAUGAUGAGCGCCUGGGCCACCUGCCGCCUGUGCGGGGAGCAAGUGGGCGGCCUCCCCAGCUUGCAGAUGUGGACGCGGGCGCUGUGGCGGCACCUGAGUGAUGCGCACCUGCGGGAGCUGAAGAAGAGCGCUGCUCCGAGCGCGUCGCUCGCCGCGUCCUGCCCGCCGCCGCCGCCGCCGCCGCCGCCGCCGCCGCCCAGCCCCACCAUGGCUGCCGAGGGCGACUGGGCACGCCUGUUGCAGCAGAUGGGCGCGCUGGCCAUGCGGGGCAGCCGGCGCGAGCUGGAGCUGGAGCGGCGCGAGGCGGCCCUAAAGCAGGCGGAACUCGAGCUGGAGCGCAAGCGCCAGGCUCUGCAGCAGGAGGCCCAGUCCUUGGCGCAGGCGCGCUGCCAGCUACUGGAGGAGCGUGAAGCGCUGAGUGAGUGGAUGAAGAAGCAGAGCUCCAGUCCGAGCUCCAGUGCACAGGUCCCGGCGCCAUCCUCUCCUGUGCUUCCCAAGGAAGACCCGGACACCCACGACGACAACGACGACUGUGAUCCCCAAGGCCCCGCUGUAGCACAACAGCUCCAUGUGUAAACCUAACCAUAGGGUGCAGGCGUGGCAGUGCCCCCAAAUCCAGUAGUCUGGUUCGGGUACACAGGAUGGUCCUUACAGCUACCUCCUAGUAGUGCCUUAGUCCUGAAGGCUUUUUAAGCCAGAAGGUUCUCUAAACACCAAAGACUCAUCACACCACGAGCCUGUCAGGGGAAGGGGCAUGAAAACAAGGAUAAGGUUAUCCAGGAACUCGUUCCACUCCUUUCCAGAUACAUAAUCUUGACCCAGCACCACCAUGUUCAGAAAGGAACCUUGAAUAUCACUGACUCCAUGGCUCCCUGCCUUCAGCAUCUAUAGAACCCACACCGGGCCAGUCCCAAGAGACCCCUUUUCCUGUCCCUCAUGUGGCUAACCCAAGGCAAUGCGCACCCUUUUACUUAAAUCAUCUUUCCCUGGAUCAGACCCAGUGACAGGCGCAUUGUCCCAUUUUCUUGUCUUGCAUCUUGAUACCUUAUCAAGACAUCUGUCCCUAGGGAGAAUAGUUGCUUGCCUCUAUUCUGACCUCCCCCUGAGCCAGAAGAGACACCAGAGGCCACACCGCCCCACUGCCUUAAAGUCAACCCCGGUCUCAUUCCCUUCCCUUCUUCAGCCCAGUUCCUGAAAUGCCUACCCCUGAAAGUCGAGAACUCCUCAUUGUUCACACUUGCCACUUCGCACCCCACCGUGUUUGUCUCAUGUCUUAUUGCAUGCUAAGCUACCACCCAAAAACCAAAUAUGGUUUCCCCCAGCCCUUGACGUUUUUAAGUCCCUCCUUUUGGAGGUGGAACAUGCUUUCCUAAAGUUGUUUGUUUUGUUGAGAUAAGGUCUUUUUUUUUUUAGGUAUAUUAAAUGUAAAUGCCUUAAUAAAAGUUUGGAAGGGCAA
Arvicanthis niloticus (Nile rat) is the source of this 1690-nucleotide messenger RNA. The record is from RefSeq and is a predicted model, not a curated record. NCBI's taxonomy places the organism in Eukaryota, Metazoa, Chordata, Mammalia, Rodentia, Muridae.